Messenger RNA from Leptonychotes weddellii (Weddell seal), 1689 nucleotides. RefSeq names its product calponin-2. Gene Ontology annotation, cellular component: actin cytoskeleton; focal adhesion. Gene Ontology annotation, biological process: actomyosin structure organization; actin filament organization. The record is from RefSeq and is a predicted model, not a curated record. Gene Ontology annotation, molecular function: actin filament binding. NCBI's taxonomy places the organism in Eukaryota, Metazoa, Chordata, Mammalia, Carnivora, Phocidae.
CCAUCCCGCCGCCCCGCCAGCCAUGAGCUCCACGCAGUUCAACAAGGGGCCCUCGUACGGGCUGUCGGCCGAGGUCAAGAACCGGCUCCUGUCCAAGUACGACCCCCAGAAGGAGGCGGAGCUCCGCAGCUGGAUCGAGGGACUCACAGGCCUCGCCAUCGGCCCCGACUUCCAGAAGGGUCUGAAAUACGGAGUUAUCCUGUGCACACUCAUGAAUAAGCUGCAGCCAGGCUCUGUCCCCAAGAUCAACCGCUCCAUGCAGAACUGGCACCAGCUGGAAAACCUGUCCACCUUCAUCAAGGCCAUGGUCAGCUACGGCAUGAACCCUGUGGACCUGUUCGAGGCCAACGACCUGUUUGAGAGCGGGAACAUGACGCAGGUGCAGGUGUCUCUUCUCGCCCUGGCCGGGAAGGCCAAGACAAAGGGGCUGCGGAGUGGCGUGGACAUUGGCGUCAAAUACUCAGAAAAGCAGGAACGCAACUUCGAUGACGCCACCAUGAAGGCGGGCCAGUGUGUCAUUGGGCUCCAGAUGGGCACCAACAAAUGUGCCAGUCAGUUGGGCAUGACGGCAUACGGCACAAGAAGGCAUCUGUACGACCCCAAGAACCAUAUCCUGCUCCCCAUGGACCACUCCACCAUCAGCCUCCAGAUGGGCACCAACAAGUGUGCUAGCCAGGUGGGCAUGACCGCUCCGGGGACCCGGCGGCACAUCUACGACACCAAGCUGGGGACCGACAAGUGUGAUAACUCUUCCAUGUCCCUGCAGAUGGGCUACACGCAGGGCGCCAACCAGAGCGGCCAGGUCUUUGGCUUGGGCCGGCAGAUCUAUGACCCCAAGUACUGCCCCCAGGGCCCCGUGGCCGAUGGGGCUUCAGCGGCUGCAGGCGACUGCCCGGGCCCCGGGGAGGCCCCAGAGUACACACCCUACCACCGGGAGGAGGCCGACUACUGAGGCACCAUGCAGGGUGUCUCCCCACAUUGCUCUGUGUGGUUUUGGGGUUCUUCUGUUUUCGUCUUGUUUGUGUCCUUGUCUGAGCGCUACCAGCUGAGGGCUUGUGGGGAAAGGGUGAAGCACAUGCAGAGCUGCACGGUGUGGGGGGCUCAUGUGGGCCGCAGGUUUCCCAGCAGGCUUUGGGCUGAGCUGCGGGGGGCUGGGGGAAGAAACCGGGGCAGGGAGGGGACCAGCCCUGAAUGGUUUCCGGUUGCCUCUCCUUCUCUUCCCUUUUCUCUGCUGAUCAGUUUGUGGUUUCUGUACCCACAGAAGUUUCAGGCAGUUUUAAUGAAAGAAGAAAUUUUUUUUUUUUUUGCAAGGCCGUGGUGGGGGGAUGGUGGAAGGGGAUGCUGGGAAGGAAGGAGGUCCCCUGGGAGAGGGCCAGGCCACAGUCCGAAAUAUUUGAGGUCUUGUGAGGAACUGGAUUGCUCUGGCCCUCUUGGACUCACCUGUGGCUCGCCCUGGGGGCUAGUGGAGAAACUGAGGCAGGACAACAGAGUUCUGAGUGGUUGAGGCAAAGCCACCCCCUCACCUUCCUGUACUUGUCCCCGUUCCUCCGCCAAAUACUGCACAGGGAUCCCCACCCGGAGGUCCUCCCCGGGGACUGGCCACCAUCCAGGAGCCCUGGGACCCAGAGAUAAUGUGAAAUGUUGACUGUGGACCAAAGGCAAUAAAAACCUCUUUUUAGGAAAAAAAAA